This is a messenger RNA of Sceloporus undulatus (fence lizard), 971 nucleotides long. RefSeq lists its product as uncharacterized. The record is from RefSeq and is a predicted model, not a curated record. Gene Ontology annotation, biological process: deoxyribonucleotide biosynthetic process. The annotation marks the transcript as partial. Gene Ontology annotation, molecular function: ribonucleoside-diphosphate reductase activity, thioredoxin disulfide as acceptor. The transcript has 2 exons. Lineage: Eukaryota; Metazoa; Chordata; Lepidosauria; Squamata; Phrynosomatidae. Gene Ontology annotation, cellular component: cytosol.
AUGGCGGUGUGGCAAACAAAGGUUCAGAAGCGGCAGACGGUGAAGAAGAAAGCUGCGCUGAAGAAAGAGGCCUCUCUUUUUUCUCAACUUGAUGUCGUCCUGGGAAACCGGCUGAUCACUCUGAGCAAUAACUGUUACCCGUACCGGGCAAUGAUGGAACUAAUUCUGAAUUACAGCGGCGACACCCUGAGCACCCAGUUCAUGGCUGAACUGAUGGAUCAAACUCUCCUGACAGAUGCAGGAAACAGUGGAUUUAGAGCUAGGGCGGCUCAAACAGCCGGCAGCUGCAAAUGGGAUCUGAUGGCCCCUCUGCACAGCGAUUUGUUCUUUCAGGAUAAAAUGUUGCUGAAUGGCGUGGAUGUGAAAAUUAAAUUCACCCGCAGCAAGGACAAGUUUUGUCUGAUGAGCGGCGCUUUAGUUGAUAAUUACAAAGUGCAUAUUUUGAACGCUGCCCUGUUUGUAAAGCGGGUGAAAGUUUCACCGGCUGUCCGCCUGGGCAAUGCAGAAGCUCUGCUUACCGCUAACGCCAAGUACCCCAUCGAGCAUGUGAGGAUGAAGGUGUUCAGUAUACCUGGAGGAAGCCUCAUAUGCAACCAGGAAAACCUCUUCUUGGGACAGCUGCCUAAGCAGCUUGUCAUAGGAUUUGUCAACAGUGCCGCUUUUAGUGGAGACUACUCCCAAAACUCCUUCAAUUUCAAACACUUCAACGUUAAUUUUGUGGCCCUAUACGUCGAUGAGGUUCAAGUACCAUCGAAGCCCCUCCAACCCAAUUAUCUUCUGGGUCAGUGUGUGAGGGAGUUCAUGCAGCUGGUACAAGUGACGGGGAAAGAAAUGAAAGACCAGUCCCUUCUAAUUAAUCGUAAUGAGUUUUCGAAAGGUUAUACCUUGUACGGCUUUGACCUGUCUCUGGGACAGAGUUGCGCUGACCACUAUUCUCUCAUAAAAACGGGAAACCUUAGAGCCGAGAUCCG